Messenger RNA from Argiope bruennichi, 11168 nucleotides. Its product is annotated as pneumococcal serine-rich repeat protein-like. NCBI's taxonomy places the organism in Eukaryota, Metazoa, Arthropoda, Arachnida, Araneae, Araneidae. The transcript has a single exon. The coding region runs from base 27 to 11144 and encodes 3705 amino acids. The record is from RefSeq and is a predicted model, not a curated record.
UGAGGAACCCUUUCAAUCAAGCAACUAUGAUGUGGUUCACUACAGUAGCGUUCCUCUUAUGCCUUUUAGGAGCAGUGUCGUCACAAUCAGUUGCAGUUACAGCCGUUCCCUCAGUCUUCAGCAAUCCAAAUUUGGCCAGCGGCUUCCUUCAGUGUCUCACAUUUGGAAUCGGAAAUUCUCCCGCAUUUCCUACUCAAGAACAACAAGACUUGGAUGCCCUUGCCCAGGUGAUACUCAAUGCCGUUUCAAGCAACACUGGCGCCACAGCAUCGGCCAGAGCCCAGGCUUUAAGUACAGCACUUGCAUCUUCUCUGACAGAUCUGCUCAUUGCAGAGUCGGCAAAAAGCAAUUACAGCAAUCAGCUGUCUGAACUAACAGGAAUCCUCUCCGACUGUUUUAUCCAAACUACUGGAUCGGACAAUCCAGCAUUUGUGUCCAGAAUUCAAUCUCUCAUUUCAGUGCUUUCCCAGAAUGCAGAUGUAAAUAUAAUUUCCUCAGCAGGGAUACCUUCAGUGUCAGGAAGAAGUGGAGCUAGUGGAGGAUUCUCUAACGCCGCAAGCCAGUCCGCAAGCAGCGCUGCCUCGCAAGCAAGUGCCUCUUCAUUCGCACAAGCAUCCUCUGCUUCCCUUGCAGCCUCAAGUUCUUUCUCCAGUGCCUUCUCUUCGGCCAAUUCCCUCUCAGCUCUCGGCAACGUUGCUUAUCAAUUAGGCUUCAACGUAGCUAACACUCUCGGUAUCGGCAACGCUCCAGGCCUCGGUGCUGCCUUAUCUCAAGCUGUCUCUUCAGUCGGCGUUGGAGCCAGUUCCAGCACGUACGCUAAUGUCGUUUCCAAUGCAGUUGGACAAUUCUUAGCCGGUCAGGGCGUUUUGAACGCGGCCAAUGCAGGUUCCCUUGCCUCCUCCUUUGCCAGUGCUCUCUCAGCAUCCGCAGCAUCCGUCGCAUCCUCUGCAGCUGCGCAAUCAGCAUCCCAGAGUCAAGCAGCGGCCUCGGCAUUCAGUCGAGCGGCGUCGCAGAGCGCCAGCCAGAGUGCUGCCCGAUCAGGUGCACAGAGCUCUUCCACCACCACCACCACAUCCGCCUCCGGAAGUCAAGCCGCAAGCCAGUCCGCAAGCAGCGCUGCCUCGCAAGCAAGUGCCUCUUCAUUCGCACAAGCAUCCUCUGCUUCCCUUGCAGCCUCAAGUUCUUUCUCCAGUGCCUUCUCUUCGGCCAAUUCCCUCUCAGCUCUCGGCAACGUUGCUUAUCAAUUAGGCUUCAACGUAGCUAACACUCUCGGUAUCGGCAACGCUCCAGGCCUCGGUGCUGCCUUAUCUCAAGCUGUCUCUUCAGUCGGCGUUGGAGCCAGUUCCAGCACGUACGCUAAUGUCGUUUCCAAUGCAGUUGGACAAUUCUUAGCCGGUCAGGGCGUUUUGAACGCGGCCAAUGCAGGUUCCCUUGCCUCCUCCUUUGCCAGUGCUCUCUCAGCAUCCGCAGCAUCCGUCGCAUCCUCUGCAGCUGCGCAAUCAGCAUCCCAGAGUCAAGCAGCGGCCUCGGCAUUCAGUCGAGCGGCGUCGCAGAGCGCCAGCCAGAGUGCUGCCCGAUCAGGUGCACAGAGCUCUUCCACCACCACCACCACAUCCGCCUCCGGAAGUCAAGCCGCAAGCCAGUCCGCAAGCAGCGCUGCCUCGCAAGCAAGUGCCUCUUCAUUCGCACAAGCAUCCUCUGCUUCCCUUGCAGCCUCAAGUUCUUUCUCCAGUGCCUUCUCUUCGGCCAAUUCCCUCUCAGCUCUCGGCAACGUUGCUUAUCAAUUAGGCUUCAACGUAGCUAACACUCUCGGUAUCGGCAACGCUCCAGGCCUCGGUGCUGCCUUAUCUCAAGCUGUCUCUUCAGUCGGCGUUGGAGCCAGUUCCAGCACGUACGCUAAUGUCGUUUCCAAUGCAGUUGGACAAUUCUUAGCCGGUCAGGGCGUUUUGAACGCGGCCAAUGCAGGUUCCCUUGCCUCCUCCUUUGCCAGUGCUCUCUCAGCAUCCGCAGCAUCCGUCGCAUCCUCUGCAGCUGCGCAAUCAGCAUCCCAGAGUCAAGCAGCGGCCUCGGCAUUCAGUCGAGCGGCGUCGCAGAGCGCCAGCCAGAGUGCUGCCCGAUCAGGUGCACAGAGCUCUUCCACCACCACCACCACAUCCGCCUCCGGAAGUCAAGCCGCAAGCCAGUCCGCAAGCAGCGCUGCCUCGCAAGCAAGUGCCUCUUCAUUCGCACAAGCAUCCUCUGCUUCCCUUGCAGCCUCAAGUUCUUUCUCCAGUGCCUUCUCUUCGGCCAAUUCCCUCUCAGCUCUCGGCAACGUUGCUUAUCAAUUAGGCUUCAACGUAGCUAACACUCUCGGUAUCGGCAACGCUCCAGGCCUCGGUGCUGCCUUAUCUCAAGCUGUCUCUUCAGUCGGCGUUGGAGCCAGUUCCAGCACGUACGCUAAUGUCGUUUCCAAUGCAGUUGGACAAUUCUUAGCCGGUCAGGGCGUUUUGAACGCGGCCAAUGCAGGUUCCCUUGCCUCCUCCUUUGCCAGUGCUCUCUCAGCAUCCGCAGCAUCCGUCGCAUCCUCUGCAGCUGCGCAAUCAGCAUCCCAGAGUCAAGCAGCGGCCUCGGCAUUCAGUCGAGCGGCGUCGCAGAGCGCCAGCCAGAGUGCUGCCCGAUCAGGUGCACAGAGCUCUUCCACCACCACCACCACAUCCGCCUCCGGAAGUCAAGCCGCAAGCCAGUCCGCAAGCAGCGCUGCCUCGCAAGCAAGUGCCUCUUCAUUCGCACAAGCAUCCUCUGCUUCCCUUGCAGCCUCAAGUUCUUUCUCCAGUGCCUUCUCUUCGGCCAAUUCCCUCUCAGCUCUCGGCAACGUUGCUUAUCAAUUAGGCUUCAACGUAGCUAACACUCUCGGUAUCGGCAACGCUCCAGGCCUCGGUGCUGCCUUAUCUCAAGCUGUCUCUUCAGUCGGCGUUGGAGCCAGUUCCAGCACGUACGCUAAUGUCGUUUCCAAUGCAGUUGGACAAUUCUUAGCCGGUCAGGGCGUUUUGAACGCGGCCAAUGCAGGUUCCCUUGCCUCCUCCUUUGCCAGUGCUCUCUCAGCAUCCGCAGCAUCCGUCGCAUCCUCUGCAGCUGCGCAAUCAGCAUCCCAGAGUCAAGCAGCGGCCUCGGCAUUCAGUCGAGCGGCGUCGCAGAGCGCCAGCCAGAGUGCUGCCCGAUCAGGGGCACAGAGCUCUUCCACCACCACCACCACAUCCGCCUCCGGAAGUCAAGCCGCAAGCCAGUCCGCAAGCAGCGCUGCCUCGCAAGCAAGUGCCUCUUCAUUCGCACAAGCAUCCUCUGCUUCCCUUGCAGCCUCAAGUUCUUUCUCCAGUGCCUUCUCUUCGGCCAAUUCCCUCUCAGCUCUCGGCAACGUUGCUUAUCAAUUAGGCUUCAACGUAGCUAACACUCUCGGUAUCGGCAACGCUCCAGGCCUCGGUGCUGCCUUAUCUCAAGCUGUCUCUUCAGUCGGCGUUGGAGCCAGUUCCAGCACGUACGCUAAUGUCGUUUCCAAUGCAGUUGGACAAUUCUUAGCCGGUCAGGGCGUUUUGAACGCGGCCAAUGCAGGUUCCCUUGCCUCCUCCUUUGCCAGUGCUCUCUCAGCAUCCGCAGCAUCCGUCGCAUCCUCUGCAGCUGCGCAAUCAGCAUCCCAGAGUCAAGCAGCGGCCUCGGCAUUCAGUCGAGCGGCGUCGCAGAGCGCCAGCCAGAGUGCUGCCCGAUCAGGUGCACAGAGCUCUUCCACCACCACCACCACAUCCGCCUCCGGAAGUCAAGCCGCAAGCCAGUCCGCAAGCAGCGCUGCCUCGCAAGCAAGUGCCUCUUCAUUCGCACAAGCAUCCUCUGCUUCCCUUGCAGCCUCAAGUUCUUUCUCCAGUGCCUUCUCUUCGGCCAAUUCCCUCUCAGCUCUCGGCAACGUUGCUUAUCAAUUAGGCUUCAACGUAGCUAACACUCUCGGUAUCGGCAACGCUCCAGGCCUCGGUGCUGCCUUAUCUCAAGCUGUCUCUUCAGUCGGCGUUGGAGCCAGUUCCAGCACGUACGCUAAUGUCGUUUCCAAUGCAGUUGGACAAUUCUUAGCCGGUCAGGGCGUUUUGAACGCGGCCAAUGCAGGUUCCCUUGCCUCCUCCUUUGCCAGUGCUCUCUCAGCAUCCGCAGCAUCCGUCGCAUCCUCUGCAGCUGCGCAAUCAGCAUCCCAGAGUCAAGCAGCGGCCUCGGCAUUCAGUCGAGCGGCGUCGCAGAGCGCCAGCCAGAGUGCUGCCCGAUCAGGUGCACAGAGCUCUUCCACCACCACCACCACAUCCGCCUCCGGAAGUCAAGCCGCAAGCCAGUCCGCAAGCAGCGCUGCCUCGCAAGCAAGUGCCUCUUCAUUCGCACAAGCAUCCUCUGCUUCCCUUGCAGCCUCAAGUUCUUUCUCCAGUGCCUUCUCUUCGGCCAAUUCCCUCUCAGCUCUCGGCAACGUUGCUUAUCAAUUAGGCUUCAACGUAGCUAACACUCUCGGUAUCGGCAACGCUCCAGGCCUCGGUGCUGCCUUAUCUCAAGCUGUCUCUUCAGUCGGCGUUGGAGCCAGUUCCAGCACGUACGCUAAUGUCGUUUCCAAUGCAGUUGGACAAUUCUUAGCCGGUCAGGGCGUUUUGAACGCGGCCAAUGCAGGUUCCCUUGCCUCCUCCUUUGCCAGUGCUCUCUCAGCAUCCGCAGCAUCCGUCGCAUCCUCUGCAGCUGCGCAAUCAGCAUCCCAGAGUCAAGCAGCGGCCUCGGCAUUCAGUCGAGCGGCGUCGCAGAGCGCCAGCCAGAGUGCUGCCCGAUCAGGGGCACAGAGCUCUUCCACCACCACCACCACAUCCGCCUCCGGAAGUCAAGCCGCAAGCCAGUCCGCAAGCAGCGCUGCCUCGCAAGCAAGUGCCUCUUCAUUCGCACAAGCAUCCUCUGCUUCCCUUGCAGCCUCAAGUUCUUUCUCCAGUGCCUUCUCUUCGGCCAAUUCCCUCUCAGCUCUCGGCAACGUUGCUUAUCAAUUAGGCUUCAACGUAGCUAACACUCUCGGUAUCGGCAACGCUCCAGGCCUCGGUGCUGCCUUAUCUCAAGCUGUCUCUUCAGUCGGCGUUGGAGCCAGUUCCAGCACGUACGCUAAUGUCGUUUCCAAUGCAGUUGGACAAUUCUUAGCCGGUCAGGGCGUUUUGAACGCGGCCAAUGCAGGUUCCCUUGCCUCCUCCUUUGCCAGUGCUCUCUCAGCAUCCGCAGCAUCCGUCGCAUCCUCUGCAGCUGCGCAAUCAGCAUCCCAGAGUCAAGCAGCGGCCUCGGCAUUCAGUCGAGCGGCGUCGCAGAGCGCCAGCCAGAGUGCUGCCCGAUCAGGUGCACAGAGCUCUUCCACCACCACCACCACAUCCGCCUCCGGAAGUCAAGCCGCAAGCCAGUCCGCAAGCAGCGCUGCCUCGCAAGCAAGUGCCUCUUCAUUCGCACAAGCAUCCUCUGCUUCCCUUGCAGCCUCAAGUUCUUUCUCCAGUGCCUUCUCUUCGGCCAAUUCCCUCUCAGCUCUCGGCAACGUUGCUUAUCAAUUAGGCUUCAACGUAGCUAACACUCUCGGUAUCGGCAACGCUCCAGGCCUCGGUGCUGCCUUAUCUCAAGCUGUCUCUUCAGUCGGCGUUGGAGCCAGUUCCAGCACGUACGCUAAUGUCGUUUCCAAUGCAGUUGGACAAUUCUUAGCCGGUCAGGGCGUUUUGAACGCGGCCAAUGCAGGUUCCCUUGCCUCCUCCUUUGCCAGUGCUCUCUCAGCAUCCGCAGCAUCCGUCGCAUCCUCUGCAGCUGCGCAAUCAGCAUCCCAGAGUCAAGCAGCGGCCUCGGCAUUCAGUCGAGCGGCGUCGCAGAGCGCCAGCCAGAGUGCUGCCCGAUCAGGUGCACAGAGCUCUUCCACCACCACCACCACAUCCGCCUCCGGAAGUCAAGCCGCAAGCCAGUCCGCAAGCAGCGCUGCCUCGCAAGCAAGUGCCUCUUCAUUCGCACAAGCAUCCUCUGCUUCCCUUGCAGCCUCAAGUUCUUUCUCCAGUGCCUUCUCUUCGGCCAAUUCCCUCUCAGCUCUCGGCAACGUUGCUUAUCAAUUAGGCUUCAACGUAGCUAACACUCUCGGUAUCGGCAACGCUCCAGGCCUCGGUGCUGCCUUAUCUCAAGCUGUCUCUUCAGUCGGCGUUGGAGCCAGUUCCAGCACGUACGCUAAUGUCGUUUCCAAUGCAGUUGGACAAUUCUUAGCCGGUCAGGGCGUUUUGAACGCGGCCAAUGCAGGUUCCCUUGCCUCCUCCUUUGCCAGUGCUCUCUCAGCAUCCGCAGCAUCCGUCGCAUCCUCUGCAGCUGCGCAAUCAGCAUCCCAGAGUCAAGCAGCGGCCUCGGCAUUCAGUCGAGCGGCGUCGCAGAGCGCCAGCCAGAGUGCUGCCCGAUCAGGUGCACAGAGCUCUUCCACCACCACCACCACAUCCGCCUCCGGAAGUCAAGCCGCAAGCCAGUCCGCAAGCAGCGCUGCCUCGCAAGCAAGUGCCUCUUCAUUCGCACAAGCAUCCUCUGCUUCCCUUGCAGCCUCAAGUUCUUUCUCCAGUGCCUUCUCUUCGGCCAAUUCCCUCUCAGCUCUCGGCAACGUUGCUUAUCAAUUAGGCUUCAACGUAGCUAACACUCUCGGUAUCGGCAACGCUCCAGGCCUCGGUGCUGCCUUAUCUCAAGCUGUCUCUUCAGUCGGCGUUGGAGCCAGUUCCAGCACGUACGCUAAUGUCGUUUCCAAUGCAGUUGGACAAUUCUUAGCCGGCCAGGGCGUUUUGAACGCGGCCAAUGCAGGUUCCCUUGCCUCCUCCUUUGCCAGUGCUCUCUCAACAUCCGCAGCAUCCGUCGCAUCCUCUGCAGCUGCGCAAUCAGCAUCCCAGAGUCAAGCAGCGGCCUCGGCAUUCAGUCGAGCGGCGUCGCAGAGCGCCAGCCAGAGUGCUGCCCGAUCAGGGGCACAGAGCUCUUCCACCACCACCACCACAUCCGCCUCCGGAAGUCAAGCCGCAAGCCAGUCCGCAAGCAGCGCUGCCUCGCAAGCAAGUGCCUCUUCAUUCGCACAAGCAUCCUCUGCUUCCCUUGCAGCCUCAAGUUCUUUCUCCAGUGCCUUCUCUUCGGCCAAUUCCCUCUCAGCUCUCGGCAACGUUGCUUAUCAAUUAGGCUUCAACGUAGCUAACACUCUCGGUAUCGGCAACGCUCCAGGCCUCGGUGCUGCCUUAUCUCAAGCUGUCUCUUCAGUCGGCGUUGGAGCCAGUUCCAGCACGUACGCUAAUGUCGUUUCCAAUGCAGUUGGACAAUUCUUAGCCGGUCAGGGCGUUUUGAACGCGGCCAAUGCAGGUUCCCUUGCCUCCUCCUUUGCCAGUGCUCUCUCAGCAUCCGCAGCAUCCGUCGCAUCCUCUGCAGCUGCGCAAUCAGCAUCCCAGAGUCAAGCAGCGGCCUCGGCAUUCAGUCGAGCGGCGUCGCAGAGCGCCAGCCAGAGUGCUGCCCGAUCAGGUGCACAGAGCUCUUCCACCACCACCACCACAUCCGCCUCCGGAAGUCAAGCCGCAAGCCAGUCCGCAAGCAGCGCUGCCUCGCAAGCAAGUGCCUCUUCAUUCGCACAAGCAUCCUCUGCUUCCCUUGCAGCCUCAAGUUCUUUCUCCAGUGCCUUCUCUUCGGCCAAUUCCCUCUCAGCUCUCGGCAACGUUGCUUAUCAAUUAGGCUUCAACGUAGCUAACACUCUCGGUAUCGGCAACGCUCCAGGCCUCGGUGCUGCCUUAUCUCAAGCUGUCUCUUCAGUCGGCGUUGGAGCCAGUUCCAGCACGUACGCUAAUGUCGUUUCCAAUGCAGUUGGACAAUUCUUAGCCGGUCAGGGCGUUUUGAACGCGGCCAAUGCAGGUUCCCUUGCCUCCUCCUUUGCCAGUGCUCUCUCAGCAUCCGCAGCAUCCGUCGCAUCCUCUGCAGCUGCGCAAUCAGCAUCCCAGAGUCAAGCAGCGGCCUCGGCAUUCAGUCGAGCGGCGUCGCAGAGCGCCAGCCAGAGUGCUGCCCGAUCAGGUGCACAGAGCUCUUCCACCACCACCACCACAUCCGCCUCCGGAAGUCAAGCCGCAAGCCAGUCCGCAAGCAGCGCUGCCUCGCAAGCAAGUGCCUCUUCAUUCGCACAAGCAUCCUCUGCUUCCCUUGCAGCCUCAAGUUCUUUCUCCAGUGCCUUCUCUUCGGCCAAUUCCCUCUCAGCUCUCGGCAACGUUGCUUAUCAAUUAGGCUUCAACGUAGCUAACACUCUCGGUAUCGGCAACGCUCCAGGCCUCGGUGCUGCCUUAUCUCAAGCUGUCUCUUCAGUCGGCGUUGGAGCCAGUUCCAGCACGUACGCUAAUGUCGUUUCCAAUGCAGUUGGACAAUUCUUAGCCGGUCAGGGCGUUUUGAACGCGGCCAAUGCAGGUUCCCUUGCCUCCUCCUUUGCCAGUGCUCUCUCAGCAUCCGCAGCAUCCGUCGCAUCCUCUGCAGCUGCGCAAUCAGCAUCCCAGAGUCAAGCAGCGGCCUCGGCAUUCAGUCGAGCGGCGUCGCAGAGCGCCAGCCAGAGUGCUGCCCGAUCAGGGGCACAGAGCUCUUCCACCACCACCACCACAUCCGCCUCCGGAAGUCAAGCCGCAAGCCAGUCCGCAAGCAGCGCUGCCUCGCAAGCAAGUGCCUCUUCAUUCGCACAAGCAUCCUCUGCUUCCCUUGCAGCCUCAAGUUCUUUCUCCAGUGCCUUCUCUUCGGCCAAUUCCCUCUCAGCUCUCGGCAACGUUGCUUAUCAAUUAGGCUUCAACGUAGCUAACACUCUCGGUAUCGGCAACGCUCCAGGCCUCGGUGCUGCCUUAUCUCAAGCUGUCUCUUCAGUCGGCGUUGGAGCCAGUUCCAGCACGUACGCUAAUGUCGUUUCCAAUGCAGUUGGACAAUUCUUAGCCGGUCAGGGCGUUUUGAACGCGGCCAAUGCAGGUUCCCUUGCCUCCUCCUUUGCCAGUGCUCUCUCAGCAUCCGCAGCAUCCGUCGCAUCCUCUGCAGCUGCGCAAUCAGCAUCCCAGAGUCAAGCAGCGGCCUCGGCAUUCAGUCGAGCGGCGUCGCAGAGCGCCAGCCAGAGUGCUGCCCGAUCAGGUGCACAGAGCUCUUCCACCACCACCACCACAUCCGCCUCCGGAAGUCAAGCCGCAAGCCAGUCCGCAAGCAGCGCUGCCUCGCAAGCAAGUGCCUCUUCAUUCGCACAAGCAUCCUCUGCUUCCCUUGCAGCCUCAAGUUCUUUCUCCAGUGCCUUCUCUUCGGCCAAUUCCCUCUCAGCUCUCGGCAACGUUGCUUAUCAAUUAGGCUUCAACGUAGCUAACACUCUCGGUAUCGGCAACGCUCCAGGCCUCGGUGCUGCCUUAUCUCAAGCUGUCUCUUCAGUCGGCGUUGGAGCCAGUUCCAGCACGUACGCUAAUGUCGUUUCCAAUGCAGUUGGACAAUUCUUAGCCGGUCAGGGCGUUUUGAACGCGGCCAAUGCAGGUUCCCUUGCCUCCUCCUUUGCCAGUGCUCUCUCAGCAUCCGCAGCAUCCGUCGCAUCCUCUGCAGCUGCGCAAUCAGCAUCCCAGAGUCAAGCAGCGGCCUCGGCAUUCAGUCGAGCGGCGUCGCAGAGCGCCAGCCAGAGUGCUGCCCGAUCAGGUGCACAGAGCUCUUCCACCACCACCACCACAUCCGCCUCCGGAAGUCAAGCCGCAAGCCAGUCCGCAAGCAGCGCUGCCUCGCAAGCAAGUGCCUCUUCAUUCGCACAAGCAUCCUCUGCUUCCCUUGCAGCCUCAAGUUCUUUCUCCAGUGCCUUCUCUUCGGCCAAUUCCCUCUCAGCUCUCGGCAACGUUGCUUAUCAAUUAGGCUUCAACGUAGCUAACACUCUCGGUAUCGGCAACGCUCCAGGCCUCGGUGCUGCCUUAUCUCAAGCUGUCUCUUCAGUCGGCGUUGGAGCCAGUUCCAGCACGUACGCUAAUGUCGUUUCCAAUGCAGUUGGACAAUUCUUAGCCGGUCAGGGCGUUUUGAACGCGGCCAAUGCAGGUUCCCUUGCCUCCUCCUUUGCCAGUGCUCUCUCAGCAUCCGCAGCAUCCGUCGCAUCCUCUGCAGCUGCGCAAUCAGCAUCCCAGAGUCAAGCAGCGGCCUCGGCAUUCAGUCGAGCGGCGUCGCAGAGCGCCAGCCAGAGUGCUGCCCGAUCAGGGGCACAGAGCUCUUCCACCACCACCACCACAUCCGCCUCCGGAAGUCAAGCCGCAAGCCAGUCCGCAAGCAGCGCUGCCUCGCAAGCAAGUGCCUCUUCAUUCGCACAAGCAUCCUCUGCUUCCCUUGCAGCCUCAAGUUCUUUCUCCAGUGCCUUCUCUUCGGCCAAUUCCCUCUCAGCUCUCGGCAACGUUGCUUAUCAAUUAGGCUUCAACGUAGCUAACACUCUCGGUAUCGGCAACGCUCCAGGCCUCGGUGCUGCCUUAUCUCAAGCUGUCUCUUCAGUCGGCGUUGGAGCCAGUUCCAGCACGUACGCUAAUGUCGUUUCCAAUGCAGUUGGGCAAUUCUUAGCCGGUCAGGGCGUUUUGAACGCGGCCAAUGCAGGUUCCCUUGCCUCCUCCUUUGCCAGUGCUCUAUCAAAUUCCGCUCUUUCAAUUGGUAGUCGCGUCAGUUCUCCUUCUUAUGGCGCCUUUAGUCCUAUUGCAGCUGGUCCCAAUUCUAUUUCCACUGGCCUUAAUGUCGGUGGUGCUUCGGUCGGCGGGCCUUUUGCCACCCUUAGUCAAUCGUUGCCCACGAGCCUUCAAACUGCUUUAGCUCCUAUUGUUUCUUCUUCAGGCUUAGGCUCCUCUGCUGCCACUGCCAGGGUGAGUAGUUUAGCCAACUCCAUUGCUUCUGCGAUUUCUUCAUCUGGAGGUUCCCUCAGUGUUCCAACCUUCUUGAAUCUUCUCUCAUCCGUCGGGGCCCAAGUUAGUAGUAGCAGUUCUUUGAGUUCUUCCUCGGAAGUUACAACCCAAGUUUUACUUGAAGCUAUUGCGGCGCUCUUGCAAGUUAUCAACGGGGCUCAAAUAACUUCAGUUAAUUUUUCAAAUGUUUCGAAUGUAAACCGAGCACUUGUAGAUUCUCUUGUAGGUUCAUUUGCUUAAAUUUGAAAUAAAGUUUAUUGCUAA